Naegleria gruberi is the source of this 1764-nucleotide messenger RNA. RefSeq lists its product as uncharacterized. Lineage: Eukaryota; Heterolobosea; Eutetramitea; Acrasida; Naegleriidae. The transcript has a single exon. The record is from RefSeq and is a predicted model, not a curated record. Bases 1 to 1764 code for a protein of 587 amino acids.
AUGGUGGCCGAUCGUAUCAUUCCGAUCAAAUAUAACAGUCUAUUAGGCUAUGAAAACGAUCUCUACCAAACCGAUGAUUACUACUAUUAUCAACCAGAGGAAACACAACAGAGUUUCAUCGCCUCCACUGAGGUCAUUCCUUUAGGCUUGAUUUGCCAUGAAACAUUUAAGCCAAUUAAUUCCGCAUCAUCAAAGGCUUUGAAUAAUAAUAAUAUUAAAAUUAAUAAUAAUAAUAAUAAUAAUACAAAAUCAAAGGCUUUGAAAAGGAAUAAUUCAUCAUCAUCAAAUAAUGUAAAUAAUAAGAAUGUAAAUACAACGAUGAAUGCUAAGGAUGCUCGGAAGGAAAAGAGAAGACAAUUGUUUAAGAGUAAAAUGAUGGCUGCGCACUUUAGUUUUGUAGAGGAGAAUGGCGUGGAAUUGAGAGAAUUUGAGGGGUUUAAGAGUGCAAUGACGAAUGCUUUCAUGUUGGUGAUGAUUAGGAAGGACACGAGUGGUUUGUUUCAUCAUGAUUCUGAACGUGUGGAGGGAGAGUAUUUCACUCAGGGAAUAUCUCAAUACAAGAUUGCACUCAUAAAUAUGAGAAAGUUUAGGAUUGUGAGUGAUUUGGAGGAUUUCAUAUUCUUGGAUUUGGAAAUCGAUGGCAAGAUGAAAAAGUAUUUGGAAUUGGAAGGUGAUUUUUCCAGGAGGAAUCAUUACAUGUUUACUUUUGAAAAUGACGUGAAAAUUGAGAAUGAGGAUAAUCAUAUUGUGAAUAGUGGGAAAUUCACAUUCUUGAGUGAAGGAAUGUAUGUACAGUUUAGAUUAAUUAUGGAUAGAUUGGAAAUUGCAAACACGCGAGUUUUGGUUGAAAAGUAUGUAAAGAGUUCACCAUUUGAAAGAGAAUCUGAAUUAAUUUCUGGUAAAUUCACUCCUUUGAAUCGAAUAUUCCCAGAUAGAAAGUCUACAAAUACUCUCACAAUCAAUGAAAAUCAGUUGGUAUUGUACGAUUUGGAUACAAUUGAGAAGAGAUUAUUUCCUCUUCCUAGUUUACUUCAAAACUCAAAGAAACUGCUCCUUUCUUGUGAAUUACCAUCUCACAAAGGCAUGUUCAUGAUUGCUAAUUCUGAUGUUUUUUCUAUUGGAAGUAAUGGAUCAGCUUUUACUUUGGAAAAGGAUGAAAUUCUUUCGGAAAGCUUAACAAAACACUUGGAAGGUUUAAAAAUUGGAGAAGUUUGUAAAUUAACAGAAUCAAAAUAUUUGAUUCUUUUAGAAAGGGCAAAUAAUGGAACCAAUACAGAAGAGAUUACUCUCUUGGAAUUGUUUGAAAAUUCCAAAUGGUUAAUUAUGGAUCUAUCCAAAAAGACACUUACUGAAACUAGGCCAACAGUUUACAAGACUAGAAGCGAAGAAAUGCUAGAAGAUGGAUUCACAGCCGUUUCAAAGAAGAGGAAACAACAACCAAGACAUUUCCUAACUAAUUAUGGAGGAGAAAUUAAUGGCUUUACUAGGAAUGAAUUGGAAAAACUCAAUAUGCCAAAAUUCACAAUCAAUAAGAGAAGCAUGUAUUCUUUCAGACCAUUUCGUAAGAAUCAGGAUUGCUUUGUUGUGAAAACUUUCCUUACCUCAUCCAAGGUUGAUAAUCAUGCUUUUGAAUUGAUGAAAGCAGAAAUGUUACCUGUUGCACACUUUACCAAUUAUUUCCACAUUAAGGAGGAGGCGAUUUCAGAUAUUCGAAUCGAUAGGAGAUUCUUUUGUGAUUUGGAAAUAAAAUGUGACAUUUAUUGA